This is a messenger RNA of Lentinula edodes (shiitake mushroom), 1377 nucleotides long. RefSeq names its product HAD-like domain-containing protein. NCBI's taxonomy places the organism in Eukaryota, Fungi, Basidiomycota, Agaricomycetes, Agaricales, Omphalotaceae. Gene Ontology annotation, molecular function: phosphoprotein phosphatase activity. The coding region runs from base 1 to 1377 and encodes 458 amino acids. The transcript has 8 exons. The record is from RefSeq and is a predicted model, not a curated record.
AUGGCUCAAAAGCCUCCCAAGUCUGCGGGCUCAGUAUCGUCUUCCCCGCCUCCACCACCACCAGCACAAAACUCCGACAAGGAAUCAGAACAAAUCGAACAACCAGUCUUGACACGUUCAAGUGUUCCUAGUCUGGACUUUUCACCCCCAGAUCCCACUGAACAACGUACAGGAGCAUCUUCUCGAGAUAAUUUGUCCUCUGCAGACCGCCAACGACGGGCAUUCGCAAGAAUAGCUUUUGGGUUGUUCACUCUGGGAUUUGGUCUACAUGUUGCCUACAUGGGACGUGAAUGGGAGCAAGAGGAGCUUCAGGAGAAGAAAUUGACUCUGGAAAAUGCGCCAGCAGGUCGAUGGGAACGAACAAAAAACCGAUACUCGGGGAUGUUUUCUUAUUUUAGCGAUCCAGUCAUGACCGAGUUAUUACCACCACGCACAGCAGCACAGUAUCCUCCAUCAUCAAAACCUUACACUCUCUUAAUAUCUGUUGACGACUUAUUGGUAACGUCUACCUGGGACCGCCAACACGGUUGGAGGACGGCCAAACGACCUGGAGUGGAUUAUUUCUUGGCUUAUAUCUCCCAAUUUUAUGAGGUUGUGGUUUUCACGACGCAGUAUUCUUAUACCGCGAUGCCCAUAUUGGAUAAACUUGACCGUUAUAACUUUUACAUCGAACAUCGUCUUUUCCGGGAACAUACUCGAUCUCAGAACGGAGAAGUUGUCAAGGAUUUAUCUUAUCUAAAUCGAGACCUGUCCAAAGUUAUCCUACUCGAUACACAUCCCGAACAUGCUGUCACGCAUCCCGAAAACGCUGUGAUAAUCCCUGGUUGGAAAGGUGACCCUAAGGACAAUGGGCUUGUUGCGAUGAUCCCAUUUUUAGAAUCGAUCGCCAUCUACAAACCUGCUGAUGUCCGGCCCAUAUUGACCGCCUACAACGGCAAGAACAUCCCCCUCGAGUACGCCAAGCGGGAAGCCGAAGGCAAACAGAAGCACAUCGAGAACUGGAAGCAGAACAAAGGAUCAACCAGCAAUUCCUUCGGAGGCUUCUUCGGUGUUUCUUCUCGGUCAACACGAAACGCACCACUGACUUACCUCGAGCAAAAACGCAAAGAAGCGCAACAACAAUAUCUUGAAGAACAAGCGCAUAUUGCGAAAAACAAGGAUUAUUUGGAGAGCUUGUUGAAGCAUGAGCAGGAUGUCAUGGCUGCGCAGGCUCCGAGUAAUAUUUGGGAGAUGAUUGACACGAUACGAGGGAACCCGAAAGCACUGGAUGCGAAUAUUCCGCCUCCGCCUCCCCCGCCUCCUGGGAUGGGAUUUGUGGUACCUCCGCCACAGCUGCCAGCGCCAGCACAAACACAGACAUCGCCGAAGUCGUCAUGA